Parnassius mnemosyne (clouded apollo) is the source of this 696-nucleotide messenger RNA. Lineage: Eukaryota; Metazoa; Arthropoda; Insecta; Lepidoptera; Papilionidae. The record is from the annotation of a GenBank genome assembly.
AUGGAAACUGCUUUGUCGUCGGACGAUAGCUGCGAUUCUGAAUUAAAAACGAUGAAAACGCAAUUGACUGAGUUUGGUUUAGAUGAAGAAAAUCUAAGUAAAGAAGAAAUGAUAGACCUUCUUAAGGCAUUAAAAAAUUCAAAAUCGACUGUUAAAGAGGAAGAAUUAUUACGGCAGAAGGUUGAAGAUAAUGAAUGUAAUGCAUCCUCAAGGGUAACAAUGAAGAGGAAAUAUCUGAACGUCAGGGACAGAAGAAUGCCUUGGAGUAUAUUACCAAGUACUAUAACAGCAGCUGAAAGAGCUCACACUCUUGCAGUAUAUAUUAAAUUGAUGUCUAUUAAUAAUUAUAGACAAGCUAGACAAUCAGUAAAUUUUGCCGCAUGGCCACCACCGUUACAAAUAAUUGAAGAGUCUACUAGAAUUUUACCAACAAGAUCAACAAGAAGUGGACGUUCUGUGCCAGUUUAUUGUGGCUUCGAUGAUGACUCGUCUGAUUUUGAAACAGUUGUAACAAAAACAAAAAAGAGAAAGAUCUCAAAUAGCGAUAACAAUGUAAAUGACGGUGUUUACACUAAUAAAAUUGUCAGUUUAAAAAGGAAAACCACAAAAGACGAAAACACCAGGCCAGUCAAAGAACCGAAAAUUGUUUCCGAUGUGAACAACUUAGAAUUGGUAAAUAGUGGUAAAAUGAAAUAA